Molecule: messenger RNA, 1173 nt
Organism: Neocloeon triangulifer
Lineage: Eukaryota; Metazoa; Arthropoda; Insecta; Ephemeroptera; Baetidae
Exons: 8
Coding region: 65-1003 (312 amino acids)
Source: RefSeq, a predicted model, not a curated record
CAGCGAUCGAUUGGUGUGCGGAGAUCGAGGAAGAGGGCGAAAAGGGGCCAAAACAGAGAUAAACAUGGACGCCCUUGCCGAUUACAGCAGCGACGAGGAUAAUUCGGAUGUCAAAGAACAGGACGAGCAGCUGAAGACGAGAAGCAAAAAGUCCGGCGCUCAAGGGGACAACUACGAGAACGUGACGAUGGACCUGAGUGAGGGCAGCGACGACAACAAGGAUUCUUCCAAAAGAGGGUCGAAAGAAAGAGAAAGAAGCAAGUCCAGCAGGCAUGAUGAUGAGAGACGAGAAAGAAGGCACCACAAGAGCAAGCAUUCGAGGAAAGAUGACCGAGAAAGAAGGGAGAGACGAGAUGAUAAACACAGAUCUGAUCGGGACAGGAAAUACUCCCGCCGCUCAAGGAGCAGAUCUCCGAAGAGACGAUCAAGAAGCAGAGAAAGGCAGCGAGACCGUGAAAGAGAUCGAAAUAACAGGGAUUUGAAGACCAAAAAAAUUAUUCUGCCUUCCGUCGAAAUUGCAACAAGCAGCAGUGCCACCACAAGCACUGGUGAAAAAGAAAGAAGUAUUUCUCCCCCGACUGUAACAAGCCCAAGCGUGAUCCAGUUGUCAAGCGGAAUUGUGCCUGGGCUGACAAACAACCCAACUUUGACCAAAAUCCAGCAGCAGCUUCAAAAGAGGAGGGCUCUGUGGUCUAAUAAGUCUGUCAUUGCCAAAGAAACAUGUGCAAAAUCCGGCAAUAAUUGGGAGAGCACGCAUCUGCCGAAAGAUAACGAUGGCAAAAUGACUGCCAAAUUCAAGAGGCUGAUGGGCAUGAAAGGCGUGGAUGUUGAGCCGCCGGAAGAAACUGCCCCAAAGAAACCGCUGAGUGCUGCAGAGCAGCAACAAAAGCAGGACGAGAUGUUCAACAGCAUGGAGCGGCAGUACGAGGUGGCCAGACUAGCAACCCACACGCACCGAGGGAUAGGUCUCGGCUUCGGAACCUUCCAGUGCAACCCUCGUUGAAAGGUAUCAUUUUCCUCUGCGUCAAGAACGUUCGAUCCAUCCGUGUUAACACAGAGCAAAAAAGCUAAUAAGUUAAAAUGAUAUUGAAGCAGCCGCUUACAAAGUGAGUUUGCCAGUUUGUUUUUUGAAAGCAUUGUCCUGUACAAUAAUAAUAAUGAAUCCUAUCCUUA